CGUUCUGUAAUCGUGUCCUUUUUAGACAAGCGUCAUCUUUCUUGGAUUCCUUCUGAAGUUGUGGCGAUUUGUGUACAGCACUGCUGCCCAUUUGACGUGGACUUCAGUUAGAAGAACAGUUGAGGUUUUCUUCUUUAGCUGAACUAUAAAGUGCAACUUAAAAUGCCUGGACCAGCAUCAAGUGCAACUAAUGUCGGUGCAGGGAGCCGAUCCCCCAGCAAGACAGUGGCCCCCCGCGCAGCAGGAUCCACAGUCCGACAGAGGAAAGCAACGAGCAGUGGCACACGCAGUGCAGGCAGGACCACAGCAUCAGCGGGUGGCACCGGGGGCAUGUGGCGCUUCUACACGGAGGACUCACCAGGACUCAAAGUAGGUCCAGUACCAGUGCUGGUGAUGAGUUUGCUGUUCAUCGCGUCGGUCUUCAUGCUGCACAUCUGGGGGAAGUACACCCGCUCCUAAACCCCGCCCCAUGACCCUUCACCCUCAAUCCCUGACCCUGCGGCGCAGCUUCUUAACACAUCAGACCUGGACCAAACAACCAACCAACCUGAACCCCCUACAACACUACUCGCCUGGCCCGGCGGGCGGUACAGCCCCAACCUGUCUGGUGUUCUCUCAGAGCAGGGCCGCAGUCCAGUGUCCAACUCCAACUGAACUGCAGACCAGCACCAGUGUGUUGACCCUGAGCACAGAUCAUCCAGGACUGAAUCCUGACAUGACUCCUACUCCUCUCCUACUGGCUGCUGUAGGUCCUAUUGAUGACAAUGGGUGAUUCAUCUCCAGUAAGGAUCGGGCACCUGGUCCCCUCAUCAGGACUUCAGUCAGCAUCUAUAUUUUUCAGCCUGAAUUGGAACCUGUAGAUGUUAACAUCAUUUGGACAACGUUUUUAUUGUGAUAUUGUACAAUAAAUGGACUCAAACAGAA
Molecule: messenger RNA, 924 nt
Organism: Salmo salar (Atlantic salmon)
Lineage: Eukaryota; Metazoa; Chordata; Actinopteri; Salmoniformes; Salmonidae
Gene: sec61b
Product: SEC61 translocon subunit beta
Biological process (GO): intracellular protein transport
Cellular component (GO): Sec61 translocon complex
Source: RefSeq, a predicted model, not a curated record